Messenger RNA from Chrysochloris asiatica (Cape golden mole), 1659 nucleotides. RefSeq names its product MUS81 structure-specific endonuclease subunit (gene MUS81). NCBI's taxonomy places the organism in Eukaryota, Metazoa, Chordata, Mammalia, Afrosoricida, Chrysochloridae. The record is from RefSeq and is a predicted model, not a curated record. The transcript has 16 exons. Gene Ontology annotation, cellular component: Holliday junction resolvase complex; nucleus. Bases 1 to 1659 code for a protein of 552 amino acids. Gene Ontology annotation, molecular function: crossover junction DNA endonuclease activity; 3'-flap endonuclease activity; DNA binding. Gene Ontology annotation, biological process: mitotic intra-S DNA damage checkpoint signaling; double-strand break repair via break-induced replication; DNA catabolic process.
AUGGCGGCGCCCGUCCGCCUGGGCCGGAAGCGCCCGCUGCCGGUUUGCCCCAACCCACUCUUCAUACGCUGGCUGACCGAGUGGCGGGACGAGGCGACCAGCAGGGGGCGCCGCACGCGUUUCGUGUUUCAAAAGGCGCUGCGCUCGCUCCGGCGGUACCCGCUACCCCUGCGCAGCGGGAAGGAAGCCAAGAUCCUCCAGCACUUCGGAGACGGGCUCUGCCGGAUGUUGGACGAGCGGCUGCAGCGGCACCGAGCCUCGGACAGUGACCUUGCCCCGGUGUCGCCAUCUGGAGAAAAGAGUUCAGCCCCAGUAGGGUCACUUAUGGAAGCUCAAAGCCUUCCCAAGCCCGUUCCAGCUCAGUCCAAACCAAGGGGUCCUCGAGGCUACUGGCCAGCCCGGCACUCAGGUGCCCGGGCUGUGCUUUUGCUGUUGUACCGGGAGCACCAGAAUCCUAGUGGCUGCAACUUCCUAACCAAGGAACAACUGCUACAGAGAUGUGCCCAGAAGGCUCCCAAGGUGGCCCCUGGGAGCACUCGACCUUGGCCAGUCCUCCGAGCCCUCCUCCACCGGAACCUUGUCCUCAGAACACAGCAGCCAGCCAGGUAUUCACUGACGUCGGAGGGUCUGGAGCUAGCCCAGAAACUGGCUGAGUCCGAGGACCUGAGCUCAUCCAGUGUGGGCACUGGGCCAGAGGAGCCCCCUGGGGAGGAGUCAGAAGAGCCGGGAGCAGCUUCAGCCAAGCUUGGCACCAGCGAAGGGGGCAUCCAGCCGCCCCCACUGGAGCUGGGGCCUGGAGAGUACAGGGUGGUAUUGUGUGUGGAUGUCGGCGAGACUACAGGGGCUGGGCACAGGCCAGAGCUGCUCCAAGAACUUAAGCGGCUACACGUAAGCCACAUGGUCCGCAGGCUGCACGUUGGGGACUUCGUGUGGGUAGCACAGGAGACCAGGCCCAGUGACCCCGCAAGGCCUGGUGAGCUCGUGCUGGACCACAUCGUGGAGCGCAAGCGGCUGGACGAUUUAUGUAGCAGUAUCAUCGACGGCCGCUUCCGAGAGCAAAAGUUCCGACUGAAGCGCUGUGGUCUGGGGCACCGGGUGUACCUGGUGGAAGAGCAUGGCUCCAUCCACAACCUCAGCCUUCCUGAGAGUACCCUGCUGCAGGCUGUGACCAACACUCAGGUCAUUGAUGGUUUCUUUGUGAAGCGCACAGCAGAUAUCAAGGAGUCAGCCGCCUACUUGGCCCUGUUGACAAGGGGUCUGGAGAGACUCUAUCAGGGCCACACCCUACACAGCCGCCCAGGGGGAACCCCAAGAGACCCUGAACCAGGAACCAGGCCCUCCCCAAACCCUGUCUGCUCCCUCCUCACCUUCAGUGACUUCAAUGCGGGAGCCAUGAAGAACAAGGCCCAGUCUGUCCGGGAGGUGUUUGCACGUCAGCUGAUGCAAGUACGUGGAGUGAGUGGGGAGAAGGCGGCAGCCCUGGUAGAUCGGUACAGCACUCCUGCCAGCCUCCUGGCCGCCUAUGACGCCUGCGCCACUAGUAAGGAACAGGAGUUGCUGCUUAGCACCGUCAAGAGUGGCCGUCUGCAGAGGAAACUGGGGCCCGUGCUGAGCAGGACCUUGUCCCAGCUCUACUGCAGCCGUGAUCCCCUGACCUGA